This is a messenger RNA of Symbiodinium sp. CCMP2592, 3156 nucleotides long. NCBI's taxonomy places the organism in Eukaryota, Dinophyceae, Suessiales, Symbiodiniaceae. The record is from the annotation of a GenBank genome assembly.
AUGAGUCGUGCGAAUUCCUGGCAACAGGGCCUGUUAGAUGGAUUGAAAACUUUGCGAUUUCGGUGGAAGGGUGGCAGAGGGCUGUUGGCUGUUGCUUCAGCCAGGCCGAGCUGUUGGCUUUCUGCCAGGGAGGAGAUGCCACCAUCAGCGAGGCUUUCGGCCGUGCUGGGGAGCUUGAAGAUCUGGGUGUUCAAACGUGGCGCAAAAGGUAUCAGGAGUUCCGGUGAUCAGAACACUUAUGUUGCAAACUUCCACACUGGAGCAAAGCCUCCUAGAGGGAUGACGGACUCUGAUACCGACGUCAGAGAAUGCGCCCUUCCUACGCAUUCUUUGCUUUGGGCUACCGCUGGCGAUGGAUGCAGCGACUGGGAAAGCGAGUUUGCCGACAAGUUCAACGAAGGGGAUCGAUUGAUCAAAGGUAUGGCAGACGUGAGAAAGCACGAGAGGUCCUUCCUCCGCCACAACUGGGACCAGCGAGGGAUGCCCGCGCAAGACGGCCGCAACUUGUCUUUAGCUUUUUCUGGUGGUGGCGUGAGGGCCGCCUUUUUUGCCACUGGCGUGCUGUGGAGACUCGCCGAAUGUGGACGCCUGAAGGAUGUGGAGUACAUCUCGGGAGUUUCUGGUGGUACGUAUGUGGCGACAGCCUUUGCCUCGCAUGUCGUGGCAGCUGAGCGACCACGAGGGACCAACAUUGAUCGUUGGUACCGCGAGCUUUUGGCUGCCAUGAUGUUGCGCAUGCAGUACAAUACUCCCUAUCUCAACAGAGACAUGGGGCAGGAGGUUGCGGACAUUGCGCCCGAGAGCCAGGAGGGCUCCGGAGCUUUGCCUCGGAUUUGCGACCUUUUCUUGCUUCUUGCAGUGGGAGCUGGCACGGUGCUGAGGGCUCCGAUGUCGAUAUCCUGCCUUUUCCUGCUGCCGGCCGUGCAAGUCAUCGAGAUGCUGUAUGGCGCUGAGAUGAGGGCCGAGUUCUGCAAAGAUGUUCUGGAGCCGGACACGGAGGUGUUGAGCAUUCUCGGAAAGAGCUCGGCGCAGAAGCAGGCAUUGGUUCUGUUGGCCCUACUCUGCGCUGCCUUCAUCGUGCACGUGUGCCAGAUGUUUCUCACGCGUCACGUGAGGACGAAGAUGGCACCCAGCGACGAGGAGAGCCCGAAGGAUGGAAGGGCGUCCCUGGGCAUUGCCAGAUGCUACACGGGCCUCAGGAGCAGUCUCGCAGUCUUGGUGCGCCUUUUGGCCGCCGGGUUGCUUCUGGAUGCCCUGGUCGUGGGGCCUGUGGCCUGGAGGCUGCAUAGAUAUGCCACGGUGGAAGGCGGCACGGAGCUGAGAUACUGCCAGUGUGCGGCUUUUUUCGAGCACAAGAGCUGCGACCAUUGCGGGGAGGUCGCGCUGACCAGCCACAACACUACACGCUGGCGAGAGCGAUGGGUCUCCCUGAACUGCUCGGCGCUGACGGCUGCGCGCCUCACGGGCCCUACGCCCCAAGUCUCCCGGGAGGCUGUGGCAGCGGACUGGUUGAUUCACCGCCCUCUGUCGCAGACCUUCUUGCCGGUGCUUCUCAUGGUAUUUGCCUUGGCACUUCUGGCAAGCCUACUGCUCCUGCCGAUUUUCCCGGACCUCUUCGUGAGCACCUUCAAUGUGAUGGUCCCUUUCCUGCUAUUCGGAUCCACCUUCUUCUUGGUGCAGUUCCGUGUUCUGGGUGACAUCACCCACGAGCGAUACGCAGGUUCUGUACUGGACGAGAUGACGUGGAAGAGGAUCAUGGCCUCCAGCCUCGUCUUUUGCUUGAUUGGAAUUUGCUUCUCGCGAUUUCUGCGCACCUUCAUGCACCGUUAUUAUAGCCGGAGCUUGCACUUGGCAUUCUAUGCUGGCGGCAAGAACUGCAACUGGUCGGCCGUUCGUAAGAAUCCCUACUGUCCGCUCCUGCUGUUGAACGCUGCGGUCAACGACUACUUGCGGCUCGUUGACACCGAGCCAAUCAGCGACAUCACCUUCAGCCAGCUUCACACGGGCGGCAAGCGUGUCGGCUACUUCUGGGCAUUCGGAGCACGGCCCCUGGCACGCACUGCUGCGUUGAGUGGUGGCGCAAUCGACGGCUUCAUCAUGAGUAAGUACGACAGCGUCAGCUUGAGAUUCUGGUUGGAGUUUCUGGGCGUUUACAUGGGCGACUUUGUGCACAUCGCACGCACUGCAGGGCCUGGCCUGCGGUUCAGGGCAUGGCUGCAAAGACUUCCGACGCUUUUGUGGUGGGAGCUGAUCUAUGGGUUGCUUCUGGCUGCCACGGUCUUGUCGAUGCAUCCAUCGCUGGAUCGCUGCUCCAUUGCUUUUCGGCUCUGUCAGUGGUCUGCACUUCUGGCAGCUGGCUUGGCCGGCCUCUCCUUCUUCAGCUUCCUCCCCUUUCUAGGCUUCCUGCAGCACUCGCCUCUCCUUCGGACGCUGCAGCAAGCAACACGUUUCUACUACCAGUCGCCUCAGCCACCCGGAACUGUCUACAUCAGCGACGGCGGAGUCUUGGACAACACUGGGGUCCUUUCACUGCUGCGGCGGCGGUGCCGGCGAAUUCUGGCCGUCUAUGCCGGCGAGGAGGCCAAAGGAAAAGAGCUCAAAUGCAUCAAGAAGCUUCUGAUGCACAUGCACGAGGAGAGGAUCGGAUACCUGUUCGAUCUCGAAAAUCCUCAACAAGGGCCGCUCGAGACGAUCCGCAAAUGUGUGGAAAGCCACGGACAUUUCUUGAAGUUCGGAAUUCAUUACGCCGACGACACCAGCGGAGAAAGGAGCGUCCUCAUGGUCGUGCGGAACCAGGUGCCCGCGAAGCACCGGGACGAUUCCGUGGAGUUGGCUUCAGAUGGUUCAGGCUCAGAGAUGUCCGCCGAUGGUUCGUCAGGACCACUGCCGGUCUUUGAGCAUCUGACCGAGGAGGAAUUGCUGGGUUAUCGUGAUCCGGAGUUGGAUGAGAUCUUGGAGGGCAUGCAGCAGACUGACUUGGGCGGCUGUUGCUGCGACUGCUGCCACAAGACCUGCUUCAAUGCCUUCUGCGGCAAAUUCCCAAAGCCUCCAACGAGUAACCAGUUUCUGACGCCACAGAUGUUCAGCAGCCUGUGCCGCCUGGGGCGCGAGGCCGUGCCCACGGACGCAUUGGCCAGCCUUGGGUCCUUGCCAUGA